AUCCGGUCUCCCCGGACCCGGCAUUCACUAGAUCCGGUCUCCCCAGAUCCUGCAUUCACUAUAUCCGGUCUCCCGGACCCUGCAUUCACUAUAUCUGGUCUCCCCGGACCCUGCAUUCACUAUAUCUGGUCGCCCCGGACCCUGCAUUCACUAGAUCCGGUCUCCCCGUACCCUGCAUUCACUAGAUCUGGUCUCCCCGGACCCUGCAUUCACUAUAUCUGGUCUCCCCAGACCCUGCAUUCACUAUAUCUGAUCUCCCCGGACCCUGCAUUUACUAUAUCCGGUCUCCCCGGUCCCUGCAUUCACUAUAUCCGGUCUCCCGGGACCCUGCAUUCACUAUAUCUGGUCUUCCAGGACCCUGCAUUCACUAUAUCUGGUCUCCCAGGACCCUGCAUUCACUAUAUCUGGUCUCCCAGGAUCCUGCAUUCACUAUAUCUGGUCUCCCCGGAUCCUGCAUUCACUAUAUCUGGUCUCCCCGGUCCCUGCAUUCACUAUAUCUGGUCUCCCCGGACCCUGCAUUCACUAUAUCUGGUCUCCCUGGUCCGUGCAUUCACUAUAUCUGGCCUCCCCGGACCCUGCACUCACUAUAUCUGGUCUCCCCGGACCCUGCAUUUACUAUAUCUGAUCUCCCCGGACCCUGCAUUCACUAUAUCCACUCUCCCUGGACCCUGCAUUCACUAUAUCUGGUCUCCCUGGAGCCUGCAUUUACUA
Messenger RNA from Staurois parvus, 711 nucleotides. The record is from the annotation of a GenBank genome assembly. Lineage: Eukaryota; Metazoa; Chordata; Amphibia; Anura; Ranidae.